CCCUCCCUCUCCCUCUCCCUCUCCCUCUCCCUCCCCUCUUCUCUUUCCUUUCACCAUCACCAUCACCAUCACCAUCACCACCACCACCAAUACCACUACCACAGUCUCCUUUUUUACGACGACGAUGGUGCAAGUCGACGACGACGAUGGCGACGCGCGGGGGUGGUGCGUGGUGGUCGGCAACUACUGCCACGACGUCCUCUUCCGCGACGGCGCGGCCGUCGGCGAGACCCUGGGCGGCGCCGCCGCCUUCGUGUCCAACGUGCUCGACGCCCUCCUCUCCCCUUCCCCCGCCCGCUACGUCGCCAAGGUCGGCCCAGACUUCGCCCACUCCGUCCCCCGCUCCCGCCUCCUCUCCUCCCCCUCCCCCACCACCCUCUUCCACGCCCACUUCCACUCCCGCCACCACGAUCGCCGCCUCCUCCGCCGAGUCCGUGCCUGCGAUCCGAUCUUCCCUUCCGACCUCCCGGACGCCCGCUUCUCCCUCGGCCUCGCCGUCGGCGUCGCCGGCGAGAUCCUGCCGGAGACUCUCGAGUGCAUCGUCGGCGCCUGCGACGUCACCUUCGUCGACGUCCAGGGCCUCAUCCGCUCCUUCGACCCCGCCGACGGCGCCGUCGGCCUCGUCCCGCUCCGCGCCACCCCCUUCUUCCGCCUCCUCCCCCGGAUCGCCCUCCUCAAAGCGUCCUCCGAGGAAGCCCCCUUCGUCGGCGUCGAGGAGGCGCGGCGGCGCUGCUGCGUCGUCGUCACCGAGGGCGAGAACGGGUGCCGGAUCUACACGAGGGAAGGGGAGCUGCGCGUGCCGCCGUUCCCCGCCGUCCAGGUCGAUCCCACGGGCGCCGGCGACAGCUUCUUGGGAGGGCUCGCCGCCGGGCUGAUGUGGGGCCUGCCCGUGCCCGACGCCGCGCUCCUCGGCAAUUUCUGCGGCGCGCUCACCGUCGGCCAGAUCGGAAUCCCCAAGUUCGACCCGGCACUGCUGCAGAAUGUGAAGCAAUUACUGGAAGGAAGGAAAAGUCAACAGGUCGGCUCAUCUGUGAUUGCUUCUUCGUUGGAUUUUAAGAAGUCAGACAUGCAUGAUGAGCUCCAAUUAUCUCUUGCAGAAGCUGCCAAGAAGGCUUGCGGCGGACACUCGACUGACUUGGACGACAACAAGGAUAACCAUUCUCUGUGAAAGCUUAUUUUUUGAGCUUUUGUCGUCGACUGAACUUACAUUUUCCGAAUUGAAACAAAGCCAGGAUAAUUUUUCAUACUUUUGACUUGAGAUUUCUGUACAAAAUAAUGUCCAACAGAUUAAUCUCACUGAAGCACCACAGGCGCUAGUAUGUUAAGCCAUGAGUUAUCAAAUGCAUUUAAGUACUGGUAUUUGCUGUCAAUGAACUUUAUAGUCUUCAUCAAUAUCCGUAUUGUGUUAUAUCCCCCUCCAACUCUGGCUUGCCUUAUUUAUUCUAUUUGCUUUGAGCCCAAGGGUUGAAAAAUCUAGAUUUAUACUAUCAUUUGAAAUUCUAGUAACUCAUUUAUAUUGUAUUCGAUGAAAAUGGUUUUAGCAUUUGUACAUAUAAUGUUGCCUUUUUUUGGAGCAUGCAAUCAUUAUUUCUUCAUACAGAAGCUUAUGUUACAUCCAAGCUUCCAAAAUAGCUUCUUUUAUGAAAUUCUUAUCUCUGAUAAUACUUUUGGAUAUAUCAAUUUGUCCAACUCUACUAUGAAUUACCAUAGGUGUGGCACUAUGGACUAGCUAUUGAUCCUAUGGUCUAAUUAGAGAUGAAAAUGGAUUAGUUAUGGCUCUGAUAAUGACAUAUUACAACUACAAAGUUUCAUGCAUAUAUGGUCCCCUAAGGGUUGUAUAAGUAUUUGUCUGACACACAUGUAAUGGCAUGUUAGAGUUUUAGUAGUUUCCAUUCAUAAACUUUUAAAUAGACAUGUUUAGGGAAUAUGCAGCAUUGAUAUAUUAUAGAUCAGGACAAACUAUGAGCAAUUAGAGCUUUUCAGUAAUUUUGUUAAAUUGUUAUUCUUUAGGAAGCGCGUAUAUAUACAAUACUUGGAUCUGAAUUUUGCUUAAAUUCCUUUCUCUCUCAUCAAUGUUGGCAUUACCCAAUUAAGGUCCUGGUCCAAAAUCCAGAUAGAUGCAAAUUCUUUCCUGGCUUUCCUUAGGAAUGAAAAUUAUUAUUAUGCAUACAAAUUGUUUUCACUCGUAAUCAAGAUUUCUUUAUAUAACAAUCUCUGAGAGAUUGUUCAGUCCCAAUUGUGUUUUACCUAGGGCAUUUGAUGAGGUUCACUGAUAUAGUAUUUAAAAUCUUACAUCACUUGGAUCCAAAACAUUUCAUGGACAACAAACUGGAAAUGGUCUUAUUGCGAAGAAGAAUAGUGUAUUAGUUAAUCAAGUUGAUAUUCUUACUAUACAGUUCUGUUACUCAAGAUAUACAAAAAACUAGUUGUGCAUAUACAAAGCUAACUUGUGAACUGUAUUUUGCAAUACAUGUGAGACAUCCGUGGCACUACUAUAUUAGUUAUUUGACCAUCCAAUAACCAGUUAUCCGCUUUGCUCUCCAUUCUAAUCUCUUUAUCCUCCCUAUUCGAAAUUUAGUUGGAUUUGUUCAAGAUAAUUUAGGCCGUUCUUAACACCAAGAGCUAACAUUUUCGGCCAAGUUCACCUUAUAUUUUUCUGCUCUUUAGUGUAUUAAAUAGUAAGAAAUUCUCAGGAUCCUGUUAGCUCUAGAAGGUAAUGCAUUAUUUACUCUUUGGAGCACUGUCUUUGUCCAUGUUGUCUGAAAAUUCGCUCUGAUUUUUGUACAAAUUUUCUUCUUACGUGUUAAUAUCUAUAAUGUACUUGGCCAAUAAGAAAAUUUCUAUUAGUUUUUAUUUCUGAACAUGUUUUUGAGGUAUCUAAAGAAGGGAAUUCUAAUUACAUACAGACAAACAGAAACGUUAUUCUUAGUUCAUAUUCUACUAAACCUAUAUGCAGCUUUUGGAUGUUCUUUCAGAACCCUUUGAACUUUCACCGAGGUAUAAGCUCUAGUAGUGGCAAAUGUUUAACAGUGGUAGAUACAAGUGGAAUUCACUACUUUUAAUCUCUCUUAAUUCGUUUGUGGUUUACGUACAAGAAAUUGAUAGGAAGUAACAAGUUCUAGGUCCCUAAGGUUAUUUGAAUUCAUUUUUACCGAUUGUCAGACUAAAAGAGCGAAUAACUUAUAGGUUAGUUGUCAUUACUAUCGUACUUGUAAUAAUGAAAAACUAUAAGGUCUAGAACGCUUCAAGAUAAAAAAACAGCACUUAUUGUGUUUGGUAGAGUGUUUAGAAUGUCAAUUUAAGUUUUGUUGUUGGGUGCACGUACUUUCAAACCCUCAUCUGCAUAGUGUAUUUUAGUCUCACACAGUUUAUCUCUUUGAAAAAGAGAGCCAUAUAUACAAAAGUAUAUAAAUGUGUGAAUCUCUUUGAAAUGAAAUGGACGAAUUUCAGUCCCACCAGCAUGUGACAUGCAUAAACAAAUUAUGCUCGAGCGCACAUUUAAGUCGUGCUUAUGAAUGUGGGAUAAAGUUCUUCUACUAUCCAAAAAUAUAUUGUUUGCAGAGACACAACACUCUGGAUUUUCUUCAUUCUGCAGGAACAGCAGCCAACAAAAAGGUGCAACAUUAACAUUGGUUUUUCUGGUUUGACUUAAUCAGAAGGGAUUGUUUUAGGUAUCAGGUGUAGCUAAUUUUUUUUUUUUUAUCAUGUACAUAUUGAUAUGCUGCUGUCCUUCGUAAUUUUUUUUUUGAUCAUGUACAUAUUGAUAUGCUGCUGUCCUUUGUAUCGUCAGCAAAAAUACGUUCUAUACAUCAGGGAAGAAGAGGAAGCAAUCAAGAAAAGGAGACAUAGCAGGUGAAGUGAGUCAAGUUCCUAAGUUUUGUAUCAAUGGGACAGUCUCAUUACUGUUUUAUGUAGUGAUAGAUAAUUAGUGAUGGUUAUCAAUUCCUUUUCACUAUCUCAUCAAAUAUUUGUCGCUUCUAUAAUAAACUCAGAUUCUUUUGUACUAUCUGCCAUUGGACACUACUAGAUGCUUCUAACAAGCUGAAACUUCCUGUUUAUCAGAGUAGUGUUAUCUUUAUCUUCUCCUUCUUGCGGCUUUUCUUUUCUUUUUCUUUUCCUUGUUUAUUUUUCUAGCAGAAUACAAGGAUGCGGUGUAAUGAAGGAGAAACAUUAGAGGAAGCUCCGGAUUCAUGUACCUGAAAAUUGGCAUCCGAAACGAAAGUUUGGCGUCAAUGAAGUGCCAAAUAAGCAAGAGUGCCUAAUAAGCAGAGAAAGCGAGCUAUAGCUGCGGCUUUUUGAAGAAGGGCUCUCGAAAAUCUAAAAGGAUUCGAAAAUCGAGAAGCAGGCUUGCUGCCAGUGAUGAGACAAAGCUAAGACAGUUCAUUGGUUUAGGGUUAAUUCCAUGUUUCAUAGAGCAUAAUACUUAUGCUAUAACCCUUGUGUAAAAUGUUGUGGUGAAUGAUGUCCUCAUGGUUUCGUUUGUCAAAUGAAUAGAAGUUUGGCC
Molecule: messenger RNA, 4504 nt
Organism: Ananas comosus (pineapple)
Lineage: Eukaryota; Viridiplantae; Streptophyta; Magnoliopsida; Poales; Bromeliaceae
Product: inositol 3-kinase
Exons: 2
Coding region: 125-1168 (347 amino acids)
Biological process (GO): myo-inositol hexakisphosphate biosynthetic process
Molecular function (GO): kinase activity
Source: RefSeq, a predicted model, not a curated record